GUUGCCCCGUCGCGACUACACCGGCAGCAAGCGAGCCAAAACAAGCCAUACAUCCAGCAACGAAGGAGGAGACGAGGCAGCCGGCCGCGCCGAUCAGGCCACCAGCCGCAAGGUCGCAGAUCCAAGAUCCAAAAACCGCCCCUCCCUUUCCCGCCUCCGAUCGUUCCUACUUUCCCCGACGCCGCCAGGGCCGCCUCCGGAUCCGCGGAUCUAGUCGUCACCACUGCUACAGCUGCCUUCGCUGCUCGAUUGAUUGGCUUGGGGCAGAGGGGAAGAUGAGGUUCUGGAGGGACGGGGGCGCGAGCGGGAGCGGCCGGGAGCUCAACGGCGGGCCGCCGUGCGGCCAGGUGCGCGUCCUCAUCGUAGGCGACUCGGGUGUGGGAAAAUCUUCAUUGGCGCAUCUUAUUUUGAAAGAUUUUGCAAUUGCUCGACCUCCCCAAACAAUUGGAUGUACAGUUGAUGUUAAACAUAUUACUUAUGGAAGUCCAGGGAGUUCAUCUAAUACCAUCAAGGGAGAUGCGGAAAGGAACUUCUUUGUUGAGCUUUGGGAUGUUUCCGGGCAUGAGCGAUAUAGAGAUUGCCGUUCACUUUUUUAUUCACAAAUUAAUGGUGUCAUAUUUGUGUAUGACCUAUCUCAGAGGAAGACAAAGGCAAAUUUGAGCAAGUGGGCAGUUGAGGUUGCUGAAUCUGGGACCUUUUCAGCUCCUCUUGGAUCUGGUGGUCCAGGAGGCCUUCCAGUUCCUUACCUAGUGAUUGCUAACAAAGUGGACAUAGCUCCAAGAGAUGGUAGAAGAGUUAGCAGUGGAAAUCUUGUUGAUGUUGCUCGUCAAUGGGUUGAGAAGCAAGGUCUACUUCCAUCCAGUGAAGAACUUCCACUUGUGGAGAGCUUCCCUGGCAAUUCGGGUCUACUCACGGCUGCCAAAGAGGCAAGAUAUGAUAAAGAAGCUGUUGUCAAGUUCUUCCGCAUGUUGAUAAGGAGAAGAUAUUUCUCAAAUGAACUUCCUGCCCCUAGCCCAUGGUCUCUCACUCCCAGAGAGGAUACCAUUCUUCCUGUUGAAACCGUGAAUGAUGAGGAGCUGUUCAAAAGGAAAAGCUAUGGUGGCCAGAGCUACAAAUACAAUGGUGUCGCCCCACUUCCUGCUCAGCGGAACCUAACUCCUCCACUCACUCCCUACCCGCAGCAGCCAAUGUCUUCUACCUCGGAGAAUUACAGAUAUCACAGAUACUCCUCAUCGUCAAUUCCAGACGCAAGCAGUAGCAGAGCAAACCGACUAGAUCUCAAUUUAUGAUCCAUGAGUUCCUAGGCACUACAAUUUACAAUGUGGAAAGCACAUGCUGCCAGCAAACAAACUAUCCUGAGAUGUUCACCUGUCUUCCUUGCAACAUGUGCUUGUUGUCAAAGAUGCCUCCUUUUUAUUGGUUGUAGUCAUCUUUGUGGGAUCACUAGUUAGUAAUUCUUUUAUAUGUUGUCAAAUAUUUGUUUGCAUUGGAAUUGAAGACAACUUGCAUGUUAUAUAAAAUCAUGGUAGUUUUUUACGCA
This is a messenger RNA of Brachypodium distachyon (stiff brome), 1540 nucleotides long. RefSeq names its product small GTPase LIP1. Gene Ontology annotation, biological process: intracellular protein transport. The coding region runs from base 276 to 1289 and encodes 337 amino acids. NCBI's taxonomy places the organism in Eukaryota, Viridiplantae, Streptophyta, Magnoliopsida, Poales, Poaceae. Gene Ontology annotation, cellular component: endomembrane system. The transcript is spliced from 7 exons. The record is from RefSeq and is a predicted model, not a curated record. Gene Ontology annotation, molecular function: GTPase activity; GTP binding.